CCUGCCUCAUCAGUUGGCCAUGAGGGCUCAUACGGCCAGCGGACAUCUUCUAUUGUCCGUCUCUAUGGGGUAGAUACUCGGGUCUGUAUUCAACCUACUUGACCCAUUUUCUAAAAGCAAGGGUACCUUUCAAUCUGUUUCUUCUUUCCUACCCAACCAAGUCUCGUGGAAGUCCGGACGGCCCAGCGUAUCGUCCUUAGCCAUCAAACUGUUCAACCAGCGACACAACCCGGGGGAAGGAAGCGAAAUCAGUCUCGACAUCGUAAACGCUUUCAUCAUGCCUCGCGCUCCAGUGAUUUGUAUCACUCAUGGCGGUGGUCCGAUGCCCGUUCUUGAGCCACAAAUGGGAAGCCAUGGCCAUGACGCGCUUAAUGAGAGCCUCCGAACCCGCGUGCGCGAAAUCUUGAGAUUGGGCACAUCUGAAGCGCCUCGCGCCAUCGUCGUCAUCACCCCUCACUGGCGUCCCGAAUAUCCAACCGUAACUAUGGUUGAUAAGCCCCCGAUCUGCUAUGAUUUCGAGCCGAGUCACCCGCCUGCCGCCUGGGAUAUCCAGUACGAGGCUCCAGGGUCCAGCGAGGUGGCCAAUCUCGUCUACGACGCUCUUUCUGCAGUUGACCUGAAGCCCGGAAAAGACUUCGAUAGAGGCUUCGACCACGGAGUUUUCAUACCCUUCAUCUUCAUCAGCCCAUCAGGCGAGGUGCCUCUGAUAUCGGUCUCGAUCUCUAGUUCCUCAAACCCUGACAUGUACAGCCGGAUGGGUCAGGCGCUCGUCAAACUGCGAGAGGACAACAUUGCGGUUGUGGGCUCAGGUUUUGCUUCUUACCACAACGUGCCAAUGAUGCGAAAGCUCUACUUCGCUGAUCCUGCUUCAGAGGAGAUGACCGAGUGGCGCAACAAGGUCGCCAACUUCAACAGGGCUCUAACGGACAUCGUGAUGACAAAGGAUCCCGGGGAGCGCGCCAAAAGCCUGCUGAAAUGGCGGGAACUCCCAUCCGCAUACGACGUACACCCAGAUAAUGAAGAUGAGCACAUCCUGCCUCUGUUUGUUUCCGCUGGAGCUGCGGACAACAGCAAAGGGGGAUUCUUUGCUGAUCCAUUUGGUGGUGUUGAGGUGUACACCUUCUACUGGAGUGAAUGAUGAUGCUUUGAUUGAAGAGUUGUCUUUGGAAGCUUAGCCAGAAGAUAAACACAUAGACAUUUUGUCCUCAGAUAGUCAAAACGUUUGUUCAAUCUUGGAAAGUAAUUCAAGACGGAUUUUUACAAACUGACUGGGCUACCCAAGACUUCAUCU
Colletotrichum destructivum is the source of this 1291-nucleotide messenger RNA. RefSeq names its product Putative extradiol ring-cleavage dioxygenase, class III enzyme, subunit B. NCBI's taxonomy places the organism in Eukaryota, Fungi, Ascomycota, Sordariomycetes, Glomerellales, Glomerellaceae. The record is from RefSeq and is a predicted model, not a curated record. The transcript has 3 exons. Bases 278 to 1138 code for a protein of 286 amino acids. Gene Ontology annotation, molecular function: ferrous iron binding; oxidoreductase activity, acting on single donors with incorporation of molecular oxygen; zinc ion binding.